This is a messenger RNA of Dimorphilus gyrociliatus, 2355 nucleotides long. Lineage: Eukaryota; Metazoa; Annelida; Polychaeta; Dinophilidae. The record is from the annotation of a GenBank genome assembly.
CCAUUUAUAUGUUCUGCCGGAAGAGAAGAGAACGGCGAAGAUAUUUAAUCUUUCACCACGUGACAGCUUGCCAGAUUGAUUAAAAUUGACAGAUAUAAGUAGGUUUUAAUAUGAAUACUAUUACUUUGAUGUUUUUAAAUUUAAACUUUUGUCGAUUAUGAUACAUUUACAGGGAGAUUUAAAAAAAUUUGUAUAAGAAAAUUGCUGCUGUAAUAAUAUUUUAAACUCCUAAAGGAAAUUUAACCUUUCCUCUGUUGAAUUUUUUCGAUAAGUUAGGCUUAAAAAUGCAUAAUCGAUUAGGAUUCCAGCAAAUCUGAAAAAUGUUGAUACGGCUUGUUACAACUAUACGUCAAAAGAUCAUUAAAUCUAAUUAUUUUUUUGCAGUAAUGACUACAUCGUAAGAUGGAACUUGAUGUGAAUGAGGACCAUGGCAAUCAGAGAGUAAACAUAUCACCGUCUUUCAAAGCAAUUCAAGGAAGCUUGAAAUGCUUAUACAACAUACAGGAUUUCAAUUUAAGUAAAAUCGGAGAAGGAUUCUUCUCUAUUGUUUAUAAGGCAAUAAAUACCGAAACAUCGGAUGCUUUGGUGCUGAAACGUUUAAAAACAAAAGAUGAAAAUCCUCGAAGGGUUGCCCUAAAUUACAGAACUGCCUUGAAUGAAAUUGAAUUACUUCAUAGACUAAAUCAUCAAAAUGUUAUUAGAUUAAAAGGAGUCUGUAUAGAAAAUGGGAGACUUCAUUCCCUAACCGAAUUAAUGGAUUAUGGUUGUUUGGAAUCGUGGGCGACUGAUUUAAGUAGGGAAUUUUCUUGGAGUUUACGCCUUCAUAUUGCUCUCGACAUUGCCAGGGGAAUGAAAUAUAUACAUGGUCAAGGAUAUGUUCAUAGAGAUUUAACUGCCAGUAAUGUGCUACUAAAGUCGACGAGUUCUAAGGAAGGUGUUAAAGCUGUUGUUGCAGAUUUUGGUCUCGCUACAUGUGUUCCAAAGAAAGGAGUUCAAUUACCAAUUGUCGGAUCUCCUUUCUAUAUGUCUCCAGAAUGUUUGAAUUCUUUAUUCUAUGAUAAUCGAACAGACGUCUUCUCUUUCGGAAUUAUUCUUAUACAGUUGAUUUUGAGAAGUGAUUCUGACCCAGAACGUAUUGCUAGAACAAGUGCAUACGGGUUAGAUUACGUUGAAGUGGGGAAAAAGGUUAAAGAAACUUUAUGCCCUCUAGCUCUAUUGGCCGAAGCUUUUCAUUGUUGUCUUGUUGAUCCUAAGGAACGGCCUGAUUUUUCAAAUUUAUCAAUGGACUUGGGACGAAUACUAAACUCACCCAAGGAACAUGAAAUUGUUGCUGAUCGAGAGACUUUAGCUUCUACUGUUGGGUUUACUCACUUGAAGAAAAUUACAGAGAAUAUUGAAUGCAGAAAAAGAGCUAAUCGCAAGUUACCCGGCGGUCACCUUGUUUCUUUAACUCCUGCUGUCAUUGGUGUAAUUAUGUCUGAACUAGACGUUGCUUACGUCAGAUCACCUGUUGAUAAGAGUAUUUUCGAAAUCAAAUUUCGACGUGGUAAAAAAUUUAUGCAUGGUAGUACAUCAAGUGAUGAAUUCAUGUGGAAAAGUACGGAUGAAUUAGAUAGUUCAAUAACUUCAAUAUCAGAUACAGAAACAAGUCUUCGACGAUCUCAUUCUCUUCCACCAAGAAAGAAAAAGGAUGAUAAAGACGACGUCUCUGAACUCAGUGAUGAUGCAGACUCAGGUGUUGCGGUCGAUAUACUUAAAAGAAUAAAAUCACCUAAUAAUUUAAAUAGAUUUUCUGAUUUUCCUGAUCGUGAUAUUAUUAUGCCAAACAUUGUUUGGACACUAGCUAAAAUAUGCGAAGAGCGAGAUAAAAAUGCUCAAAGUUCAGCAAUAAGAAAAAAAGAGGAAAAAAAGCAAUCGAUCGUUAGCUGCAGUUGAUUUAUAUCUUGUUUCUUUUAUUUUGUUUGUUUGUUUUUUGUUUAUUUAUUUUUUUUACUAGAUCCUUAUAUGAUCGAAAAUUUUCAUUAAGAAAUUUCAUAUUUUACACAUAUUUAAAAUUUUAUAAAUACAAAUUUUUUAAUUUCUUGCCAAUUUCUAGAUCGUAAUUGAGAGUUAAAUCUUCGUAUAAAUGGAAUGUUAAAGGUCCAAUACUCAUAGAAUAAAUAGAAAGGCAAUAUCACGAAAAAAUUACUCCGUUUAUUCAGGAGCAAAGAAAUAAUACUUAGUCUUUGCACGUCACGAUAAUCUGAUCUGAAAAUAAGACAAUAUUUUCAUUCUAAAACAACUCUCAAUGAGAGUUUGCGAAAACUGUCAAUGAUUUCUAUACGGAUUUUUAAACGUAAUAACACAAUGAUUUUU